CCGUUGUUUGCUAUAGCUUGUGGUUUAACAAAAAUAAAAAGAAUUUUUAUAUAUUUUUCUACUAUCACCUUUUCAGCUUUCACUAGCCAAACUGAGUUUUUUCGGCAUCUUCAAUGCCGCUGUCUUGAAGAAAACCCUAAAGAUUCUUCUUUUGUCUUAAUUAAAACCAACAAAACCUAAUCUUUCUAUUGCUUCGAUUUUUAAGAUCUAAUUGAUCUGAUUCUAUAUUUUCUCAUCCCUAUAUCUGCCCUAAAUCUCUCAACACCCCCAGAUUCUUAAUCUGCUCUUUGAAAUUGAGUGUGUUAUCGUAGCUGAAUUUAAUUGAUUGACUGAAAUGACUGAUAACAAUUCACCACCUGGUUCACCCAAACAAAACCCAGCUCAGAAUUCUGAGACUAACUCAUUACCUAAAGAUGAUAGCUCUCUGGAAACCAUAGUUAGAAAGAUUCAGGAUUCCAUGUCCUUAGCAAAGAGACACAAGUUCUGGGAAACCCAACCUGUUGGUCAAUUUAAGGAUGUUGGGGACACCAGUUUACCCGAGGGACCGAUCGAGCCCCCCACUCCCUUGUCUGAAGUUAAACAGGAGCCUUAUAACCUUCCAAAUCCAUAUGAAUGGACAACCUGUGAUAUGGAUUCAGAAGAUACUUGUACCGAGGUGUAUAAUCUUUUGAAGAACAAUUAUGUUGAGGAUGAUGAGAAUAUGUUUAGGUUCAAUUAUUCCAAGGAGUUUCUUAGCUGGGCUUUGCGUCCUCCUGGUUAUUAUGAGAGCUGGCACAUUGGGGUUCGUGCUAAGGCUUCAAAGAAGCUUGUUGCUUUCAUUACUGGUGUCCCCGCAAGAAUAAGGGUGCGAGAUGAAGUUGUGAAGAUGGCCGAGAUCAAUUUCUUGUGUGUUCAUAAGAAGCUGAGAUCAAAAAGACUUGCACCCGUGAUGAUUAAGGAGGUUACUAGGAGAGUUCAUUUGGAGAAUAUUUGGCAGGCUGCUUACACUGCCGGAGUUGUUCUUCCAACACCAAUUACUACUUGCCAGUACUGGCAUCGGUCGCUGAACCCUAAGAAGCUUAUUGAUGUUGGGUUUUCUAGGCUUGGGCCUAGGAUGACAAUGAGUCGAACCAUCAAACUCUACAAGUUACCUGAUUCUCCAGCCACCCCUGGGUUCAGAAAGAUGGAGCUUCAUGAUGUCCCUGCUGUUACAAGGUUGCUUAGAAACUACUUGAGCCAGUUUGUCGUUUCUCCAGAUUUUGAUGAGAACGAUGUGGAGCACUGGCUGCUUCCUACCGAGGGCGUCGUGGAUAGUUACUUGGUUGAGAGCCCAGAGACGCAUGAUGUUACUGACUUCUGCAGCUUCUACACGCUUCCCUCGUCUAUUCUUGGCAACCAGAACUAUUCGAUUUUGAAGGCAGCCUACUCAUACUACAAUGUGUCCACUAAGACUCCAUUGCUUCAGCUGAUGAAUGAUGCUUUAAUCGUUGCUAAGCAGAAGGAUUUUGACGUUUUCAAUGCGCUUGAUGUCAUGCAUAAUGAGUCUUUCCUCAAAGAAUUGAAAUUUGGACCAGGUGAUGGGCAACUUCACUACUACCUCUAUAAUUAUAGGAUAGGAAAUGCUUUGAGACCAUCAGAACUUGGUCUUGUACUCUUAUAGUUCGACAUGUUCCAGCUUUGUUUGUGCAGUUUUGUUUCCUUAUUAGGUCUGGGUUGCAUCAUAUUAAUUGUUCCGCUGCCAUCCACAGCCAAGGAUUCGGUAUGCAGUGCAAGCAAGAGCAGCCUUUGUUGUGUUUCUGAGCUUGAAUUGCCUAGGCAAAUUACAAUAUUGCUGUUGACAAUGCACAUUGUUCAAUGGACAUCAAUAUGUUGAGCUUUUAAUUGUGGUUUAUUUCUUAGUUUGUCA
Messenger RNA from Gossypium raimondii (Peruvian cotton), 1885 nucleotides. RefSeq names its product glycylpeptide N-tetradecanoyltransferase 1. NCBI's taxonomy places the organism in Eukaryota, Viridiplantae, Streptophyta, Magnoliopsida, Malvales, Malvaceae. Gene Ontology annotation, cellular component: cytoplasm. The transcript is spliced from 2 exons. Gene Ontology annotation, biological process: N-terminal peptidyl-glycine N-myristoylation. Gene Ontology annotation, molecular function: glycylpeptide N-tetradecanoyltransferase activity. The record is from RefSeq and is a predicted model, not a curated record. The coding region runs from base 335 to 1639 and encodes 434 amino acids.